Molecule: messenger RNA, 2413 nt
Organism: Triticum aestivum (bread wheat)
Lineage: Eukaryota; Viridiplantae; Streptophyta; Magnoliopsida; Poales; Poaceae
Exons: 4
Coding region: 300-734 (144 amino acids)
Source: RefSeq, a predicted model, not a curated record
CAAUCCUCGCCUCCUUAUGAUAACCAUCGCGCGACCAACCUCCACCCCACCUCGUCAGCUCCACGCAAAAGAAAAAAUGCAAUCCGCACGAUAAAGAAAAACACGACGGUUCGACCUCGCUCCCACGCUUCCCCGACGAUAAAGAACGAAAAAACAUCCACGAGCGCACACGUCGCACGCCCCAUCUCCCACAAACCCCCCUCUCUCUCCGGAGAAACUUGCCGCCGCCGUCCAACCCGAAUCAGCCGCUCUCCCUCGUGCUCCUGGCCGCCAACGCCCUCAAGCCGUGGCACCAGGCGAUGCUGCCUCCGGCUCCGAGCCUCCGACACCUCCCUCCUGACCGGUGCUCGCUGGCAGUCACGUCGUCCAAGCCCAAGAUGAAGGCCAGCCCCGAAUCCCUCUUCGGUUCCUCGUCGCCAUCCGGCAGCAAAGGGUCUCUCUCCCAUCGCAAUCAGCCGUGGCUUCCUCUAGCCCUCCUCACUGCUGACACCAAGACCAGAUCCACGCCGUGGGAGGUGUCCGCCGUCGGCGACCUGAGGAACAUCGCCACCUCGAGCCUCAACCUCAACUCGCUCAAGCAUAGCCUUGACGCGCUCCAUGGCGACUCCGCCUGUGACCUCGAGGCCUCCCACUCCCGAAUCUCCAAGCGCAUCAAGAUGCAGAGCUGGCGGAGAAGGAGCAUAGGAAGAUGUUCGAGAAGAUUGCCGAUCGAGGAGAUGAAGUUUGCAAGAUGACCUUACCUGAGAUGGCAAAGUCCGUGGCCAGAGUUAUUGAUGGCUUGCGCAGUCGCUACAACAUCCCACCUACGCGAGCUUAGCAUAGGUGUCUUAGUUGGUUACCAAAGUGUUGUGGUUCCUUGGUUCCACCUCCUCCUUCGCCAUCUACUACGGCACCUGCGAGCUCGUCGAGUCAGUGCUCUCCGCCCAUUCGUGCCCUCUUCGUCGGUUCGCUCCUGUCCUGCACAACAUGUACCUUGCCGGAUGCCUUCGGUGCCCCACUCCUGAUCAGGUGUAUCAUGCAGCACCUGAUCGAUGCACCAAACUACAAAAGGGCCCAGUGGUGGACUGGUGGGGAGGAUGCAUCCAUGCGGAAGGUCAUUACAGAGGAAUUCUAGGUGAAUCGUACCAAGGAUCCUGCACAACGCGAGCCUUGCUGUUGUACGCCUUCGAGACAUCGAGGCUACGGUAAAGAUGGAAUCAUUUCCUUCAGGAAGGUAACCUCUUGUUUUGGAUAGUGCAGUUUUCUUGAAGCUACCUAGCUAGGUAUAAUGAAGAUGAUGGGUUCGUUUCAGCAUAGUUUCUGUUUCAGUUAUUGAGUUCUUUGAAGGCUACAACAAUUAUAAUAUGAACCAAUUGUGAAUCUCUCAUUUGCUUUGAUUAGUUGUAAGUUGUUCUGUGGCAUACAAUUUCAGACUGGUGCAUGUGAUUACAAUGAAAGUGCACAUACAUGAUUUUUUAGUGUUCCCCACUAACUGAAAGCAUAUUGUUGGAGUAAAAGCUCUCCACUACAGUACCAUCCAUACGGAAAUAACAAACAUGCAAACACUCAGACUAACAAUUGGAUAUAGUUCUUUAUGUAUUUAUUAGUGCAAUCUUCUUGUCAUUGUUUUAAAGAUUGCAUAUGUAUAUGUGUGACUAGAGGUUAUGCCUUAUAAGUGUUUCCGUUGAUUCGGGAAAUGCAAGUAAGGUGUACAUGUUAGUUUUCAGUGUUCAUUGUAAUUUUCUUGUCUUGGACGUAAUUUAGAUAUGAGAUAUUGGACUUUGAUUCUGCAUUGAAUUUAUUAACGCUCUAGAGUCCACCCUACCUAAAAAAAUCGCCCUCCGCCACUGAUGUACACCACAACUUUACCUUGGAAGUAUAUAUGGGUAUGGUGUGCAGUGCACACAAAUGAGGACUACGGCCUAUGGAAUAGGUGUUCCUGGACCUGCUUCCAUGUCAAGUCAUGUGAGAUUUGAUCAAAACAUGUUUCAGGUAUAUUCACCAUGGAACUUUUUUUAUUAAUUUGAUGAGAUCGAUUACUUCUGCUACCAUUUGAUUCUGUAGGAAGGAUACAUGCAUCGUUUUUGCUCAGGCGAUGGAUCUGGAAGAGAUGGGGUACUUGUUCAUGUGUCAUGCUCGUUCAAGAGCCUCUCAUUGCUCAUUCCACAAAGAGGCAAAUGAGAACCAUGUCUAUAUGAAUGGAGAAGAUGUAGGCUUAUUCCCAUAAAAUCUUGUUCAGCAGCCCAACAACAGAUAGAAAAGAUGACAUGGACCACGAUAAAGAUUUAAGAAUCUUUCAGUUCAAAUGUCUCUCCUGCAGCCAUUGUUUCUAGAGGAGAUAGCUCUGAUGACUUAAGGGUGUCACAGGCUAAUGGUGCUGAGCCCCCAAAAUGUUUUGUAGUCAAUGGAUAUUUCUGAUAAAAACAUUAGUUAU